This is a messenger RNA of Cordyceps fumosorosea ARSEF 2679, 588 nucleotides long. Its product is annotated as Translation elongation factor EF1B/ribosomal protein S6. Gene Ontology annotation, cellular component: cytosol. Gene Ontology annotation, molecular function: guanyl-nucleotide exchange factor activity; translation elongation factor activity. The record is from RefSeq and is a predicted model, not a curated record. The transcript has 4 exons. Gene Ontology annotation, biological process: translational elongation. Lineage: Eukaryota; Fungi; Ascomycota; Sordariomycetes; Hypocreales; Cordycipitaceae. Bases 1 to 588 code for a protein of 195 amino acids.
AUGGGCUUCAGUGACCUCUACACGCAUGAAGGUCUGGACGAACUCAACACCUGGCUGGCCAACCGCUCCUUCAUCGACGGCUACUGGAUGACCCAGGCCGACGCGGCCGUCUGCAGGCAACUGAUCGACCCCCCCGACGCCGUCAAGUACCCGCACGCCCGGCGCUGGUUCAACACCGCCGACAGCCACUUCCCCGUCUUCUACAAGCUCCCUGGCGACCCGGCGAAGCCUUACACCGCCUACGGCCCCGGGGCAGCCGAGGCCGAGGCGAACCGCCUGGCGGAGGAUCGCAAGAGACGGGCGGCCAGGCCCUCUGCCACCGCAAAGUCAAAACUUCUACUGGAAGUCAUACCUUGGGAAGAGGAGGUCGACUUGGCUUUAAUGGAGGGCGCCGUGCGCAGCAUCGAGAGGGAUGGCCUGGCUUGGGGUACGUCCGAGUUCUUGCCGGCUCGUCAUGGCAAGAAGAAACUGCACAUCAACCUGGUCGUCGAGGACGAAACGGUCAACUUGGCCGAGCUCGAGAGGGAUAUUCAGCUGUUCGAAAACUACGUGAAGCAGACGGAUAUAUUGACAACAAAGAAGCUGUAA